UCCUUUGUCUUUCAUUUCUCUGCCUCUCUUUAUCUUUCCGGAAACUUCUCCCUCCCUCCAUCCGCCUGCUCUCUUUAACUUCUUCACUCUCAGAGAGUAUUUAUAUAUAAUAUAGAAUUUAUAUAUAAAAUGGCAAUCUUACCUUGUGGGAGUACAUGGGUGGCUUUGUGGGGAGUUCAGCAGCCUCAGUCGAUGUUGCGUGUUUCUUCUACUAGCCAGUCUUUCGCACAACUGUCCCGCAGUCCUCAAACAAAGACAAUAGGAUUUGCAUCAUCUUGUUCAAGCAUCUUCUCGCAAAGUUCCUUGCAUUCACUAUAUCAUAUGAGGCCAAGUGGUAAUUCUCUUCACCGCAGAGGUAGUCGCCUCAUUGUUCGAGCUGAAUCUGAUUUCUAUUCGAUACUUGGGGUUUCAAAGAAUGCCAGCAAAGCGGACAUUAAGAGUGCUUAUAGGAAACUUGCAAGGAGUUAUCAUCCCGAUGUGAACAAGGAGCCAGGAGCAGAACAAAAAUUUAAGGACAUUAGUAAUGCUUACGAGGUUUUAUCAGACGAUGAGAAACGAUCCAUAUAUGACCGCUAUGGGGAGGCUGGGCUUAAAGGUGCUGGCAUGGGUGGCACGGGGGAUUUUAGCAACCCGUUUGAUAUCUUCGAGUCAUUAUUUGAUAUGGGUGGCAUGGGUGGUAUGGGAGGUAGAGGCUCACGUAACAUGGCUACAGAAGGUGAAGACCAGGGUUACAAUCUGGUUUUAAAUUUCAAAGAAGCCGUGUUUGGUGUUGAAAAAGAGAUUGAAAUAACCAAACUUGACAGCUGUGGAACUUGCAAGGGUUCGGGUGCCAAGCCUGGGACCAGUGCGUCAAAAUGCACAGCAUGUGGCGGUCAAGGUCAAGUAAUCUCAUCAGCUAGAACCCCAUUAGGUGUUUUCCAGCAAGUAUCGACAUGCUCUUCUUGUGGUGGAAGCGGAGAAAUUUCCACCCCCUGCAAUACAUGUAACGGGGAUGGAAGGGUAAGAAAGUCAAAGCGAAUUAGCCUUAAAGUCCCUGCUGGGGUAGACUCGGGUAGUCGUUUAAGGGUGCGAUCAGAGGGUAAUGCUGGAAGAAAAGGUGGCCCCCCUGGUGAUCUUUUUGUAAUGAUCGAUGUCCUUCCAGAUCCUGUGUUAAAACGGGAUGACACAAACAUUCUUUAUACUUGCAAGGUGUCAUAUCUUGAUGCUAUACUGGGGACCACAGUGAAGGUGCCAACUGUUGACGGGACAGUUGAUUUGAAGAUCCCGAGUGGGACCCAGCCAGGGACGACACUAGUAAUGGCUAAGAAGGGGGUACCACUUUUGAACAAGAGUAAUCGGAGGGGUGAUCAGCUGGUAAGAGUACAAGUUGAGAUACCAAAACGUGUAAGCGGUGAAGAGAAGAAGCUGAUUGAAGAAUUGUCCAAUCUUAAGAAGGGUAAAGUACCUACUGGUAGUAGAUAAUAUUUUUACUUUACAGGGGAAAUUUUACGUUUUUCAUCAUGGGUUCAAUGUCUCUUUCUCAUUGGCUGGUGCCAGAUUUACAAUUAUUUUGAGGGAAGGGGACUAUGUAUCUUGAAUCCAUAUAUAUGUUACAUAGUUAGUGGGAAAAUAGACAGUUUUAGCAGAAUUAUUGGUGUUGAAAAUUCCUAUCUUGAUUUUAAGUGAAACAUUCAGGAAAUGCAAGUUAAUGCGGUCAAUUUUGAUA
This is a messenger RNA of Erigeron canadensis, 1705 nucleotides long. RefSeq names its product chaperone protein dnaJ A7A, chloroplastic-like. Gene Ontology annotation, biological process: response to heat; protein refolding. Gene Ontology annotation, molecular function: heat shock protein binding; ATP binding. Bases 130 to 1461 code for a protein of 443 amino acids. Gene Ontology annotation, cellular component: cytoplasm. The transcript is spliced from 8 exons. The record is from RefSeq and is a predicted model, not a curated record. NCBI's taxonomy places the organism in Eukaryota, Viridiplantae, Streptophyta, Magnoliopsida, Asterales, Asteraceae.